Messenger RNA from Fusarium coffeatum, 777 nucleotides. RefSeq lists its product as uncharacterized. The record is from RefSeq and is a predicted model, not a curated record. Lineage: Eukaryota; Fungi; Ascomycota; Sordariomycetes; Hypocreales; Nectriaceae. Bases 1 to 777 code for a protein of 258 amino acids. The transcript has a single exon.
AUGGCAACCGACGAAGUGAACGCGCUCAACCUCCUCGACUUGCCCGUGGAUAUCCUCAGUCUCAUACUUAAACCACUUGUCACAAGCUCUACGCCUAUUCAGCUCUGUCCUUGUACUCCAUCACCCAUCGAUCCUCUACCCAUUCUGCUCUCUCAUCCAGCACUACACAACAUCGCUGCACCGUUGCUAUAUUCAGGAAACGAGUUCUUACUGGAUGCCACGGGUCCUCAUGCGCAGCACAUCCGCAGAGAACUGCAGACCGUCCCCUCCGGAGCCGAUGAGAGACUUCCCGGCCGAGCGAGUCUGCUCACAACGCCAGGUGCACUGCGUAGGAUUGCGAGAUUGGAGCUAAGGAUUGACCGGCUUAGAGGGUGGCUCGGAUCGGAUGUGGUGCCGUUGCUGACAGAGCUGGCCGUGCAGGGAAGGAUGGAUUAUCUCACCAUUUGGGUGCGCACUCCCGCUGAACCGAGAACGCCAAUGUGCUUCCAGCCUGUGAAGCACGAGAAGGACAUGCAGAUGUUUGCUCGACCACCUCUGGAAGGGCUGCUACGAGUAUUGGCAGAUCCGUAUCUGAUAUCAGCGCAACUUUGGGUAGACGCUCAGCAUCCAAAGACCUGGUGCCGGUUCCAUUCCGGAGGAUGCGGAGCCGAAGGUGGAUACCCGGGGCCGGAAGGGGAACGAUCACGGUGUGUAGAGAUUGAGUGGCGGGAGAUAAUCCGGCUCGUUGAUCCUGAGAGGAAGGAGAUCACUGUCAUUGGGACGGAGAAGAAGUGGUGA